CAUCCAUGGCGGUAGAUGCUCCUCCUCCAGUUGGCUUCUUAAAUCCACAGUUCCUCGCCGGCACCGGCACCGGCACCGGCAUAAAACGUUCAAGAGAUCUACUUACAGAUGAUUCAUCAGAACAAAUCUCUUUAAUGAUUAAACAACAGCAGAUCGAGAUUGACAGCAUAAUCGUCCAACAUGCAAGAAGGUUGAGAAUCGAAAUCGAAGGCCGUAGAAUUCAACAAACAAGGAUGUUAAUAUCUGCAGUUCGUGAAGGAAUUUGUAGAAAAAUGCACGAUAAAGAAGAGGAAAUCAAGAGAAUCGGAAGAAACACUUUGUUCCUUGAAGAUAAACUGAAGAUUCUAUGCUUCGAGAAUCAAUCGUUGAGAGAUUUAGCGCUUACGAACGAAGCUGCGGCCAUUUCUCUGCGUAGAAGCUUGGCGGAGAGUCGGAGACUCUGGCGAGUAUUUCCGGCGAGCGGUUGACGGCGGCUGAGGAAGUUGCAUCGUGUUGUUACGACGAUAAUCAUGAUGAUGAUGAUAAGGACGGUUAUGGCGAUGGCGAUUUGGAUAAG
Molecule: messenger RNA, 556 nt
Organism: Impatiens glandulifera
Lineage: Eukaryota; Viridiplantae; Streptophyta; Magnoliopsida; Ericales; Balsaminaceae
Product: probable BOI-related E3 ubiquitin-protein ligase 3
Exons: 3
Coding region: 6-467 (153 amino acids)
Biological process (GO): regulation of programmed cell death
Molecular function (GO): ubiquitin-protein transferase activity
Source: RefSeq, a predicted model, not a curated record